ACUCUAUACAGAGCCAAUAAGACAAAAAAAAUAAGCAAGACAAUUGGAGAGAGCUGAUGUUUUCUUGCGAUGAGCAAUGGAUCUUCGUUUGUUCAGUGUAUUGAUACACGCCUUUGCCUACUUUAUUCCCUCGUGUUUAGAGAGCAUAUGGCUUUCCAUCCUAUUAUAUCUUCCUUUCUCUUUCUCAUUCGCCUACUUAUUCUACUCGCUUCUCUUUUUCUUUUCUUUCUCUUUCAUUCUCAUAUAUUUCACCUUCACCGUUGUCAAAUUCUGCAUUUCUCAUGUGAGAAUGAAACUAUUGUAAUCAACGCAUACGAACAUCGAAGGAAUCAACUGCAAACACCGCAAAAAAAAAAGGAAAUCACAUCUGGUGUGUGUGUUAUACUCUUUGUCUCAUGAUAGUGUGUGAUUUGCCACUGGAUAAAGGGCAC
This is a messenger RNA of Umbelopsis ramanniana AG, 431 nucleotides long. RefSeq lists its product as uncharacterized. The record is from RefSeq and is a predicted model, not a curated record. The transcript has a single exon. NCBI's taxonomy places the organism in Eukaryota, Fungi, Mucoromycota, Umbelopsidomycetes, Umbelopsidales, Umbelopsidaceae. Bases 70 to 399 code for a protein of 109 amino acids.